AUGAAAUUCUGUUUUCGUCUUCGAUUACGAAAAAAAAAUCAAUUUAAAAAAUAUAAAAAACAUUCAUAUGUUGUUAAUCUAUUUAAUCAUUAUGAUAAUCAUAGACAAGAACAACAAAAACAGAUAGAAAUGCCAAUAAAUGAAUCUAAUCAAUUAUCUAAUAAUAUGUCAUAUGUUAAUGAUGGCAGUGGUGAUGAUCGAGGAAAAUAUUUUAAACAAAUACCAACACCUGUUGAUGAACAACAAAUAUCCAAUGCACAAGAUAAAGUUGAUAGAUUAAUGAGCAUAAUAACAGAUACAUAUGAAAAAACUUUAGUUAGAAAUCUUCGUCUUGAAGAACUUGAUAUGAGAUCAACAGAUUUAUUUCGUGAUGCUGAAAAAAUGAAAAAUAUGGCUCAUAAAAUGCAUGAUAAAUUCUUUUGGGAAGAUAAAUAUUGUAUGGUUGUAAUAAUUGCAUCAAUAUCUGCAAUUGUACUUGGUGGUCUUCUUGCUCUAAUAUUCAUACCAAAAAUAACAGGGAAUUAA
Molecule: messenger RNA, 525 nt
Organism: Rotaria sp. Silwood2
Lineage: Eukaryota; Metazoa; Rotifera; Eurotatoria; Philodinida; Philodinidae
Source: the annotation of a GenBank genome assembly